Pseudophryne corroboree (corroboree frog) is the source of this 1309-nucleotide messenger RNA. RefSeq names its product alpha-aspartyl dipeptidase-like. Lineage: Eukaryota; Metazoa; Chordata; Amphibia; Anura; Myobatrachidae. Gene Ontology annotation, biological process: proteolysis. The transcript is spliced from 10 exons. Gene Ontology annotation, molecular function: serine-type peptidase activity. The coding region runs from base 321 to 1178 and encodes 285 amino acids. The record is from RefSeq and is a predicted model, not a curated record.
CUAUUUCCAUGUGUCCUAAUGGGGUGGUCUUCAUACCGACACUUUAUCUCCCUCUUGGGGGUCCACGACCCCCCUGGAGGGAGAAUAAAUAGCGCGGCCACAGCGUGGAGAGCGCAGCGAGCCCGCAAGGGGCUCAUUUGCGCUCGCCAUGCUGUCGGUAUGCCGGCGGUCGGAAUUCCGGUGCCGGUAUACAAUACUACACCCAUCCUAAUGACAGCGGCAUGCACAGUAGAUUCCGGUACAAUGCCGGAGCAUACUGCACCGUGCAGACGAGGGGGCCACCCGGAGUCCUCCUCUGUAUAACACCCCUGAUGGUAUAAAUGAAUGUCAGCAGUAUCCACGCUGAGGGCAGUGUAAUAAAGUGCAGAGAAAGAGGAUCUGCUGAUCUCAGUGUGACAUGUGACACAACCGUACAGCUUCUCUGCACCCCUCCUGCCGGAGACCCAUCGCCAGAGAUGACGCUGAAUAGACACCUGCUGCUUAUUUCCAACUCAACCCUCCAUGGAGGGGGUUACCUGGAGCACUGCCAGGACAAUAUACAGAGGUUUCUGGGGGCAAAAGUGAAACGCGUCCUUUUCAUCCCUUACGCUCUGCAUGACCGAGAUUCCUACGCUACAACAGCGCGACAGAAGUUUGAAGGUUUGGGUUACGCCUUAGACAGCGUACAUGAAGCUGCGGAUCCCGUAGACGCGGUACAGAAGUCAGAGGCCAUAUUUAUUGGCGGCGGUAACACGUUCCGGCUCUUAAAGGAUUUGUACGAUCAUGGUUUGGUUUCGGUCAUUAGGAAAAGAGUGAUUGAGGAUGGGAUCCCUUACAUUGGCUCCAGUGCAGGUACCAAUGUGGCUACGGUUAGCAUCAACACCACCAAUGACAUGCCAAUCGUGUACCCACCCUCUCUGCAAGCGCUUGGGCUGGUGCCUUUCAACAUAAACCCUCACUUCUUGGACCCGGAGCCCAGCAGCAGACACAUGGGGGAGACCCGGGAACAGCGGAUAUGCCAGUACCACCUAGAACCCCAGACUCCUCCUGUCCUGGGUCUGCGUGAGGGAUGCAUGCUGCUAGUGGAAGGAAAUAGGGCGACACUUCUGGGCAUAACUAACGCCCGUCUGUUUACAAGAGGUAAAUCCCCGACUGAACACGCUCCCGGCCAGGACUUCAGUUUCCUGCUGGACCCAUGAUGAGCUGAAGACUGACAGUAAAUGGAUCAUUCUGCCAUCAGGAUUUCUCCAUUCCGCAAUGAAUGUAAUCCAGUUUCCUUCUGAAGAGACUUUUUCUGCGUUUUACACAAUAAAACCUCCUAUACCGGCAA